UUAUGGAUGCAAAUGAAGGGGCGAUAUUAAAUAAUUCAAAAUGUUUGAAAGAUAUUACAAUCUGCUUUAGUUAUCCAAACAGCGAUGACUUAGUAAAAAUCUUAAAAACACCUCGUAUUGAAUUUUCUGAUUGAUUACCUGGAUUAUAAUGAUUCAAGUUUUCAGGUUUUUAAAAACUUUACUGUGAUGAAUUUGAAUGAUCGUUGUUUGUUUUUAAAUUUAAUAAAAACAUUUUCUAAGAUUUUGUUUUGAGAACUAUAGAAACCUCAUUUACAGAUAUAUUGAAAAUUGAUAAUGAUCUACUAUAUAUAACUGGAAAUUUUGCUAAACUAUCCAAUCUAAAGAAGUUAACAAUAUCAACCACAUGAAUUCAAAAAAUUGAAAACUUGGACAAAUUAGUUAAUCUAGAAUAUUUGGAUUUAUCGAAUAAUUAUAAUAUUAACAAGAUUGAAAAUUUAGAUAUGCUAACAGAUCUAAAAGAAUUAAUACCAUCGCAUGCCAGCAUUGAAAAAAUAGAGAAUCUACACCAUUUGAUCAAUCUAGUACAUUUGGAUUUAUCACCUAAUGAGAAAAUUAAGAAGAUUGAGAAUUUAAGUAUGUUAAUAAAUUUAAAAGAAUUGGAACUAUCAGAUACCAUAAUUAAAAAAAUAGAGAAUCUAGACAAAUUAAUCAAUCUAGAAUCUUUGGAUUUAUCAUGUAAUGAAAAGAUUAAAAAGAUUAAAAAUUUAGAUACUUUAAUAAAUUUAUCAUUUUUGAAUUUAUCGUUCAAUGAAAUCAGAAAAAUUGAAAAUUUAGAUGCAUUGGUUAAUCUUAAAACUCUUGUAUUGUCUGGGUGUUGUAUCACAGAAAUUAAUGGAUUGUCAAAAUUAACAGUAUUGAAUAAAUUAAAUUUUGCUUAUAAUUGGAUUAAUAAAAUUCAAAAUUUGUCUGCUUUAGCUGAUUUAACUGAAUUGGAUUUACAGGAAAAUGAAAUGUUGGAUAUCACAAUGAUAUCAGAACUAAAAAAAUUUGCAAGCUCUUGAAUCGGGAGGUAAUAAAAUCUAUAAAGAAAAAUUAAGAUAAAUUAAAAGACUACAAAUGGAAGUUGAUGAUAUUUCGAAUUUUUUUUAGUAUAAAAAACCAAAAAAGAUGGUUCAAAAAAAUCAUUAAAACGCUAGACAAGUUGAAAAGCUAUUUGAAAUCAAAAACGGAGUAUAGUUAAAUUUAUAAUUUAGCAUGUUGA
Molecule: messenger RNA, 1222 nt
Organism: Ascoidea rubescens DSM 1968
Lineage: Eukaryota; Fungi; Ascomycota; Saccharomycetes; Ascoideales; Ascoideaceae
Product: L domain-like protein
Exons: 1
Coding region: 462-1022 (186 amino acids)
Molecular function (GO): protein binding
Source: RefSeq, a predicted model, not a curated record